Racocetra fulgida is the source of this 663-nucleotide messenger RNA. Lineage: Eukaryota; Fungi; Glomeromycota; Glomeromycetes; Diversisporales; Gigasporaceae. The record is from the annotation of a GenBank genome assembly.
AUGAGCGAAUCCGAAAUAAAAGAUCAAAUUGUUGAAUUUUUAAUAGCUGGUAGUGAUAUAAAUGCGUUUGCUAUCUUGAUGGCAAUUAUAAUGUUGCUCAAACAUCCUGAUAAAUUGAGAAAGUUACGAACUGAAUUGGAGUCAACGUUUCCCGAAUUCCAAAAUCGUGUAAAAUCGCGUGAACACGAAAAUAAUCUAUUCUUGCCAUCAUAUGAAUCUUUAAAACAUCUUAAAUAUUUGGGUGCUGUAGUAGAUGAAACAUUACGUCUAUAUCCAUCAUCUUUAGGUGGCAUAGCUCGACAAACUACUGAAGAUACAAUAAUUUCCAACUAUUUAAUUCCCAAAGGCACAAUGGUUUCUGCAUCAAUAUGGAACCUUCAUCGAUCAAAACAAUUUUGGGGUCCUGACGCUGAUGAGUUUGUACCAGAAAGAUGGUUUAACCUGGAUGCGAAUAUACGAAGCGAUGCCUAUUUCCCUUUUGGUAGCGGACCCCGUUUAUGCAUAGGAAAUAAUUUUGCAACGAUGGAAAUUAAAAUUAUUGUAUGCGCAUUAUUAGGAAAUUUUGAGUUUUUCUUUACAGAACGCAGUGAUUAUCAAGUUGUUCAGAUUGUUAUUCCGUCGUUGAAGAAUAAUACAUUUGAAGUUGGUGUUACCAGGUUGUAA